GGCGGCGGGCGGCAGCCGGGGGCCCCGCGCCAUGAGCAUCGAGACGCUGCUGGAGGCGGCCCGCUUCCUCGAGUGGCAGGCGCAGCAGCAGCAGAGCGCACGUGAAGAGGAUGAGAAGCACGAGAAGCUCCGCCUGGAGCGGGAGCAGGAGCAGCGGAAGGCCAGCGUGCCGCGGGCCAACCAUGCCGUGCCUCCGGAGGAGCCGCGCGGUGAGCUGCUGGUGCCCGUCUCGCCGCCUGCCCCGGCCCCUCCGCCGCCCCCGCCGCUGGCGGCCCCCAUCUCCGUCAUCCCCAUCCCCGUGGUCACCAGCCCGCCGCAGCCCGCCGCCCAGGCCGCCCUGUCCCCGCCGCUGGCUCAGCGCCACCCGCCCCUCGUGAGCACUCCGGGCAUCACCAAGGAGCCGCCCUCCGUGGCCCCGGUCAUCCAGCGGCCGCCGGGCGCGCUGCUGCCGGACGGGAAGGCGGGCACGCCGCCGGCGGGCAGCCCGAAGCAGCUGCAGCACUACGCGGCGCCCGUCCUGGCCAUCUCGCAGCACCACGUGGUCCCGCAGCCCAUCCAGCCCCAGCCCGUGCCGCACCCGGCCCCGCCGCUCGGCGCCCUGAAGCUGGCUCCGGCGGAGGACGUGAAACCCAGCGAGCAGAAGAAGAGGCCCGGAGGGGUUGGGACCAGGGAAGUACAUAAUAAAUUGGAGAAAAACAGACGUGCACAUUUGAAAGAAUGCUUUGAGACAUUAAAACGCAACAUCCCCAACGUAGACGACAAGAAGACCUCAAACCUCAGCGUCCUAAGGAGUGCCUUGCGAUACAUCCAGACUUUAAAGAGAAAGGAAAAAGAAUACGAGCAUGAGAUGGAGCGGCUGGCAAGAGAGAAGAUCGCCACCCAGCAGCGGCUGGCAGAACUGAAGAACGAGUUGAGCCAGUGGAUGGACAUCAUGGAGAUUGACAGAAUUGUUCGACAGACAGUUCAGCCAGAGGAUGACCAGGCAUCUACCUCCACAGCGUCAGAGGGUGAAGACAACAUGGAUGAAGACAUGGAAGAUGACCGGCCUGUGAACUCAUUACCAAAACUAGCCCAGCGCCAGCACCCAGAGCUCCUGAAAGCCGUCCCUUCAAACGCUGCUUCCCAUCACCUGGCGGUUUUGCCUCAGCACCUGUCUAUCCAGCAGAAACAGCCCCCAGCCCACGCACAGCCUUCCAUCCAGACACAAGCACUGGUCCAGCCGCAGGCGAUCGUCCCAGCACAGACUCACAUCGUGGCGGCUUCAACAGUGCAAUCGACUGUUAUUGCCCACACCGCCACUACCCACGCUUCGGUCAUUCAGACUGUCAACCACGUCAUUCAGGGUCCACAGACCAAGCACAUUGCUCACAUUGCACCUUCCACGUCCAGCCCUGUGCAACUUACCACUGCUGCUCAGCCUAUCGGCCACAUCACUGUGCACCCAGCCACCAUCAACCACAUGGCCCACCUCGGCCAGCAGCUGCCCAUCUACCCUCAGCCCGUGGCCGUCAGCCAGCCCGUGGUGAGCCACAUCGCUCACACGAUCUCUCACCAGCAAGUGAAUGGAACCACGAGUCUGGGCCAGCAAGCGGUGAUGGCCAAGCCGGCCGUAGGAACCCAAGUUGUCCAUCACCCACAGUUAGUUGGGCAAACGGUCCUAAAUCCAGUAACUAUGGUAACCAUGCCGUCAUUCCCAGUGAGCACACUGAAGCUGGCCUAGAGAGAAUCGUCUGCAGGUGAAGUCUUUGUUGGGAACCUUUCCUAAACUCCGUACAUUCCAACCACGUCCGACUCCGCGGGUUGAGGUGCAGAGCGGCGGGGCACAGCGUGGGCCUGUGCUCACUGCCCAGCAGCCAGCCUGGCAUGGCCAGAGGGGCCUCUCUGCACUUGAGUUUUGUUAAUCUGAGAAAACUAAAAGGACAGUUGUUCAUGGUGAUUUUUUUUCCUUUUAUGUGUAAUCGGUGAAAUAUGGUUAUGAUGUUCUUAAGACUUUAAUUUUCCCCUUUUAUGUGUUGCUUCUUUGUAGAAUAAAUCUGCUGAUCUCUUUAUUGAGGCGUUGCGUAGAAUGGGAAAAAAUCAUAAAAGUCUAUAUUUAUAUAUAUGUGUGUAUGUGUGUGUAUAUAUAUGUAUAUACAUAUAUAUAUAAAUAUAACAUUUGAAGAAGGCCUUUUGUAAGGUUGAUUAUUUUGCAGGAUUAUUAGUCAAAAUUCAGUUUUGGAGGAAGAAGACACAGUGUCCUCUCUAAACAAGAAACUUUACGUUAGAUGGUUUGGUGGACCAGGGUACACAGACAGUGACAAAAACAGAGCAAAUUGAACGUUCGAGAUAUUUCCCAUCAGUAUAUUACAUUUCAAAAAACCAUCUAAAAUCACUGUGACUUGUUAUGGCAUUUUAAGGAAGUUCUCUGUCCUGUUUAAUAAAAGGAAAAAGAAUACACAACCGGA
Messenger RNA from Phasianus colchicus (ring-necked pheasant), 2444 nucleotides. RefSeq names its product MAX network transcriptional repressor (gene MNT). Lineage: Eukaryota; Metazoa; Chordata; Aves; Galliformes; Phasianidae. Gene Ontology annotation, molecular function: RNA polymerase II cis-regulatory region sequence-specific DNA binding; DNA-binding transcription factor activity, RNA polymerase II-specific; protein dimerization activity. The record is from RefSeq and is a predicted model, not a curated record. Gene Ontology annotation, biological process: regulation of transcription by RNA polymerase II.